AUGGCCGCUGAAGAGGGACGAGCCCGCUCCAGGUCCCGAGCACGUGAGCCAGAUGAAUCAGAAGCCCCAGCUGUGCCAGAAGAGAUCCCAAGUGCGCCAGAAGGAGCACCAGCUGUGCCAGAAGAAAUCCCAAGUGCGCCAGAAGGAGCACCAGCUAUGCCAGAGGAAGCUCUGGGCAUGCCAGAGAGAGCUCCGGAUGAGAUGACUGACGUGCCACCACCAGCAUCUGGUGGUACGGAGAUCUUGGAACUCGCUCAGAAGCUCUCGGAGUCUGCCACGAAGAUUGGCAAAGUGAUUGAGGAUCUGGGUCUUGUCUUUGAUGAGUUCAACAAUGGAAGACUGGAGCUGCAAAAGGGAUUUCAAGAGCUCAGCACACAGAUCAAAGGUACCAACCAUUGUAUCACCACGAUGACUGCAGGGGUGGCAUUCCAAGCUGGGGAAGUCACCAAGCUCCUGAAGGCCUUUGAUCGCUGGUCGAAUACGAGCCGCUGGGCUAUGGCUGGGAGCCAGACGAUUGAGACCAACAUCAAAGGUGUACAAGGAGAGAUUGAAAAACAAGCAGAAAGGCUGGGAGCCAGUAUGAAUGGUAGCCUCGAAACCCUGGGUGGACACAUCCAAGAGCUAGUGAACCUGUUGAAGGAACAACCUUGGGGGCCAGCAUUUCCACCUGCAGCACCAGGUUCGGCUCCGGAGGGUGUGACAGAGACCGGGACACCCCUGACACCGGGAGUAGUGGGUUUUCCGACAGUUGGUGCACCGGUGGCUGGUGGCCCUGGAGUACCAGGGGUGUCAGGUGCAUAUGGAGCGGCCGGGAUGGCCAACACGGGUGAGUCGAUGAUGGGACCACCUGGUCAUGUCCCAGCGACCCCACCGGCUCCAUCAGUUCCACCGGCUCCAGCUGUUCCACCUGUACCUGCGGUGCCACCACGUGCGGCAGACUCU
Molecule: messenger RNA, 942 nt
Organism: Cladocopium goreaui
Lineage: Eukaryota; Dinophyceae; Suessiales; Symbiodiniaceae
Source: the annotation of a GenBank genome assembly